Molecule: messenger RNA, 786 nt
Organism: Botrytis porri
Lineage: Eukaryota; Fungi; Ascomycota; Leotiomycetes; Helotiales; Sclerotiniaceae
Exons: 3
Coding region: 1-786 (261 amino acids)
Source: RefSeq, a predicted model, not a curated record
AUGUCUUCUCCGCUCAAAAAUGUCAUUAUAGUUGGGGCAGCCGGUAGGUUGGGUACCUCGAUCCUCGCUACUUUCGACGCCGACCUCAACUUCAAUAUUUCUAUCCUCUCUCGCAAGUCCUCUAAAUCCGUUUUCCCAGCUCGUCUCGUUGUUCAUCGGUUCAGUGACGAGUACCCAGAAGAUGAGCUUUUGGAAGCGUUAAAAGGACAAGAUGCAGCUAUCAAAGCCGGUGUGAAACGCUUUGUACCGUCUGAGUUUGGAAGUGAUACGAGAAAUGAAAAGGGGAUGGAGAUUAUCCCGCAGUAUUUUAAGCAUAAACUGGACACUGUGGAAUAUUUGAAGGGAAAAGAAAUGGAAGGAUUGACUUGGUCUGCGUUUGUCACUGCUAUUAUCUACAACGAAGGUAAAGAUGCCUAUUCAACCACAACAAUAGCCUCCAUCGGCACCGCUCUCAAAAACAAACUUCUCCAUCCAGAAGAAACCGCCAAUAAGCAUCUUUUUAUCUCCAGUUUUCAUGUUUCGCAAAACCAAAUCCUCGCUUCCCUCAAAAGGACGACGGGUAAAAAGUGGGAUGUUACAUAUGUUGAUGCGGAAGAGCAGAAGAAAAUUGGAAUGGAGAAGAUGGCAAAGGGGGAUUUUAGUGGUGCGAUGGGGUUGAUUAGAUAUACUAAUUCUGUGAAGGGACAUGGUGGGUAUUAUGCGGGGUAUGAGGAGAUGUCGAAUGAGUUACUGGGGGUGCAGGGAGAGGAUUUGGAUGAGGUUGUAAGGGAGAUUGUGAAAGGUUGA